UUUAUGAUUUUCCUUAGUACCCUGCAGUAGCACCUGGUGCAAUUAUUAUCGCAAAAGUGAUGUUUGAUCGGCAUUUAAAAUGCACUUAAUAAUAACAAAGUUAGGUAAAUCAAGUAGGAACGUUUUGUUGCGUGAUACAAAAAUAUAUCAACUCUUUAUUCUCUUAAUUAUAGUACAUUACGAUAAUUACUUGUUUGUGACAGUUUAGGUACUUCUUGCAUCGUAUUCCUAUAUGAUGCAUUAUACGUUAUAAAACAUCAAGUAUAAUUAAUGUUAUACACAUGCCGUCCUCGAGGGCGUAUAAGAUUGUAUAUUUUUCCUAUUCAGAAUUAUGAAAGUCUCAUGCUAUGGUGCGUUCGUAGCGUUUGAGGGUCAGUCGCAAAGAGAAUAUUUUUUCAAGUGACCCAAUUUUGAAUUUCCGACUAAAGAUGAUGGACCAUUUGGUGAGUACCGUUCGAGAAUAAUCCUCUAAGGGUGCAGAAAAGUGGCCAAAUGUCGAGCACCGGUCUAUUUUUUUGUGCUUUUUUAAUCAAUCAUUCAUAACAGGUAGCUUGGUGUGAGAGGCGUGAGGGGAUCUCUGCUCUCUGCCAGACUGCUGCCCUCCCAUCUAGCAGGAUUGGUUACAAGUUCUUUUGAAAAGUCUUCAGUGUUCGACCGAGCUUUCAACGCUUUCAACGGACUUGAUUGCACGUCGCAAUCAAUGAACCGAGGAGAAUUUAAAAAUCAUUACUAAAGUUUUACCGAUAGCCUAAGGUUUUUAGUUACAAUUUUCGAGCCUUGAAAUCACUGGUACUCAAUGAAUUCCGCUAUUGUUAAUCUCGAGCAAAGCGUGCGAGAGGCUAAUGGAAAAUUGGAUAUGAUCACAUGGCAAAUUGAGACGUUUGAGAAAGAAUGUCAAGACCCGGACAACGAGGUAUCUGUGCUCAGACUCUUGCGUUCAGUGACUCAGGUAAAGGAGGAAUAUCAAACGUUACGCCGUGACAUCCUAGAAGUCCAACAGCUUCAAAAGCAGCUGGCCGAUUCGUUGAAAAUGCAGCUUUCUCAGGUCCAAGGUCAUUUUAAUAUUUUACGUGAUAAAAUAUUAGGUCAAAAGCCAACCCCACAGCUAAAGUAAAACUGGAAGUAGCUGCUGAUAAAAUUGAAUCCUACAAGUCACUUGAUUUUUCAUUCUAAAGAUCAUUAUGAUUGUAUUUUAAAACAAUAUUCAAUUCCAUAACUAGCCUCAAAAUUAUAUGAGGAAAUGAAAGGCUACAAAAUAUCAGAAGAUCGUCCUUACCUGUUACCAUCAUAGAUACUUCUAUGUCUUGCUGGUUGAUUUUUGUACGCUUCGGAUCAAGUGGAAUCCCUUUCAUAUUUGACAAAUAAUACAUUUAAUAUGUACUUUUUAUUUGUGGUGUUGGGGCCAAUCACAGUGGAUAAUUUUUUUGAACUUGAUAAAAUACAACCAGUGAGAUUUAAAAGAACAUCUUAAAGUUGGUAUAUUUUCACGACAUUUCGAUCGAAAAUAGAUCCUAUAUACUUACAAAAAAUAUGUAGCAUCAAACUUCUGAUAAUUAUUAACUGGGUUUCCCAAAAUUUUCGCCCAAUGGUGAGCAUCUUUGUGUCUUAAAACAUUCCAAAUGGAAUAUGCAAUACUGUGCUGUGGCUAGUUAUUCCAUUAUCAUCGGCAAACAUGGAAAAAUUUCGCCGGUUUGUUUAUUAUGUUCGGUAGUCCAUGUCCAUUUUUAUGAUUGGUUCAUUCAAUUUUAACACAAGCUCCAGGCAGUAAUUUCAUUGCAAUAACUCCUCUUAUCAGACCUUGUUACAUUAUAGGUACUGAAUGGGUAAAGUGAAUCCGAGUUGUUGUUUCUGUAUGAUUAUAAGCAUUCUUCGGGUAUGUCACAUUGUUGAAAUGCCUGAUUAUUGUUUUAAAUCCAUUCAUUUAUUGUUAGCUUUAUGCCAAUGCUACACAAAAUUACUUCCAAUCGAUUUCUAUAUUACAUUUUUAGCCACCCAUACAGUAUUUUAACUUAAAUAUAUGGAUCUGAGCACCCUGUUCCAAAUAGCUAUGGUGUCUGCUGUGGAUCUAUUUAUAAUGAUAACCAAACCUAGUCUCUCAACUAAACGAUCAAAACAAGUUAAAUUGAAUUGCACAUCAAAUAAUCUCACUAACAAAUUUAAUUGUGCCAAUUUAGGAAAUCUAAUAAAAGUUACAAACUUUCAUUUUGAGCAGAGAUAAAAUAUAAAAUUGAUAUUGCCUUAAAACAUCGGUACGCAUUUGAAAGGCUGUGUGUACUAUGUUCUACAAUUACCUACUACUUAUAUACCGAAUACCAAUUAUCUAUUACUGUAGUAAGAAUAACGUUAUUUAUUUUCAAGUAUAUUAAUCUAAUUAUAUACAUGUAUUACUGUAUUAACAUACUAGAUGUAGCAAAUCUAUGAUAUAGCUAACGGUCUUCCCAUGGGAGUAGUGAUAGUUUACAAGAGUGAAAUUAAUGGGCACCAUAUAAUGAAAUUUCUGGCUACUAGAAUCAAUCCUUAAUCCUUAGUUUUACCACUCACUCAAGCUCUUUCUUUUCCACGUAGCUAAUUUGUGUUCUCAUACCUAAUUUAUAUUUUUUCUAUAAUUCGGUAUUACUUGAGUAUACAGUUUUCGAUGAUUAUUAAUUUUGAUAGUUUUUUGACAUUCAUUUUCGGUUUAAAAAAUACGUUUUUCACCCAGCCUACCAAGCAUCGAGAAAAUACUAAUUAUAAGUAAAGAAUGGUCUGCAACACAUUCAAAAUGUGCCAAACUUUUGGUCAAUUAGAAUAAUGUAUCGUGUCUACAUUAAGUAGAUUUGAAAAAUCUGCAUUAGUCUAGUCUACAUAUCACAUGGUAGCCUUUGGUGUUUAAACAUCCUAUCUGAUAACUAUAGAAAUGAGGAUAUUGAUUGCCCAUCUUUAUUGUGCAAUAUUCGUAGUUGAUGACAUCUUAGGAAAUGUAUCUUCUUGCGAAUAAAUCUGUUACAGUUUAUCUGCGCACAACACAUUAUUUCAUUCUUCUUUUCAUGAUACGUAUCUAAAAUAAUGUAUUUUAUUUCAUCUAGUUAUGUCUAAUGAAAUAUACUACUGAAAAAAAUAAAAGGGCCACCCCAAGAAGGUCCAGCCAUCUCGUAGUAACCCUUCGAUUUUGAUAGGUAGUAUAGUUCAAGGAUUGUUGAAUCACCCAAUUGUAAUAACGACACUAAAUUACAGUAUUGUAAUUGUGAUUGCUCAACAUUUCAAUAUACGUUUAAUAUUCGUGGAACCACACAGAAUCUGUAUCUUUAUAGAUAUUUACGAUAUUAUUAAAAAAUAUGCUGUUAUCUA
Molecule: messenger RNA, 3327 nt
Organism: Athalia rosae (coleseed sawfly)
Lineage: Eukaryota; Metazoa; Arthropoda; Insecta; Hymenoptera; Athaliidae
Exons: 4
Coding region: 797-1114 (105 amino acids)
Source: RefSeq, a predicted model, not a curated record